Molecule: messenger RNA, 2328 nt
Organism: Anolis sagrei ordinatus
Lineage: Eukaryota; Metazoa; Chordata; Lepidosauria; Squamata; Anolidae
Source: RefSeq, a predicted model, not a curated record
AACCAAUCCUCCCCUUCGGUUAAAGAAGGGAGGAAACUGGACACUAUGGCCAAAAAAUUUUACUCCUCAGCAUGCUUGUUUGCACGCAUGGCUCACUAUGGAGUCUAUAUGAGUGUCUAUCAGACUCAUCUCUGGAAUAAACUGACUCCUUACUUAGAUCUCCUUCCUACGACGGAUCAGCCCUUAAUUAAGGCCUUCCACCAGGAAGCACUACUACUGUCUAAAUUACAAAAAGACCUUGCAAAAAAUACUUCUGACACUUCUGCUAAACUCAUUGCUGGCUCAGUGGCCUUGCAUCGCCAUGCCUGGUUACGUGCUGCUAUCCUUUCUCCAUCACAGCGCACACUAAUUGAAAACCUCCCAAUGGAUGAGGCAGGCCUCUUCAAUCCAGAUACAGAUUCCCAACUAAAACACUCUCAUGAGAUGAAACAGACAGUAAACAAAUAUGGCCAACAAUCAUAUCCCUACCAACAAAAACACAGAUGGGGUCCUUACUACCAACGACCCCAGUUCUAUCACAGACCCUACUACUCCUCCUUCUAUAGGGGAAGAAGACCGUACUCAUCGACUCUACCUACAAGAAGACCUCCUCUACCUGCCAGGGGACCUGGGCCUGAUUGUGAACCAAGAAAAAUCUCACCUUCUCCCGUCUCAACGAAUACAGUUUAUAGGAGCUGUCCUCGACUCUACGCUCCGAAAGGCCUACCUCCCAGAAGACCGCCUAAACAACCUUCGACAAGCCAUUCUGGACCUCCAGAAUCGCAAGUGCGCCUCCGCAUGGGCCAUCCAGUCCAUCCUUGGCCAUAUGUCAUCUACCACCACUGUUACUCCCUUCGCCCGUCUACGGCUACGACCCCUCCAAAAUUGGUUCCUCAGAGUGUUCCGUCCACACAAGGACUCCCAAAACACUAUCCUCCACCCCCCCCAGCUUGUCCUCGACUCCCUAUCAUGGUGGACAAAGCGAUACAAUGUGAACCGGGGAAUGCCCUUCCACCCACCCAGGCCGUCCAUGGCCCUCACGACCGAUGCCUCCACAUCGGGAUGGGGGGCACACAUAAACGACCUCCAGAUCAGCGGCCGCUGGUCGAAACCAGAGCGUCAGCUACACAUCAACGCCCUAGAACUCAUUGCAGUGGAAAAAGCACUGAGAGCCUUCAAACCAAUUGUAUACAAUCACACAAUCCAGGUAGUGACGGACAACACCACCAUCAAAUACUACCUCAACAAACAGGGCGGAACACACUCCCAGACCCUGCUCUCCAUAGCGACCCGCAUCUGGGAAUGGUGCAUAGAGGAAAGAGUUUUCCUGAUCGCCAUUCACCUUCCGGGUCAAGACAACACUCUGGCCGACUCACUGAGCAGGUCCACACAGACCAACCACGAGUGGCAGCUUCACCCAUCCAAGUUCAAAGUCAUUUCCAAUCUCUGGGGCAUGCCCCAGAUAGAUCUCUUUGCAUCACCGACAAACACUCACUGUCCCCUGUUUUGCGCACGACUCCCCCCUCGCGCAUUCCCAGGUUGCCUCGGAGAUGCAUUCCUCUUCCAAUGGAACCCCGGCCUAUUAUACCUCUUUCCCCCCCUCCCGCUCCUAUCCUCGGUUAUAGCCAAAAUAAUUACAGACAAUACAAAUUGCAUUCUGAUAGCACCAUGGUGGCCCCGCCAACCAUGGUUCACUCCACUCCUCCAACUCUCUCAAGGCCAAUUUCUCCGGCUCCACCUAUCCCCAGAUCUUCUCACGGUCGAAAACGGCCUAAUACAACACCCGGACCCACACUCCCUUCACCUAACCGCGUGGAGGAUCAAACCACGCUGACGCUUUCUGACAGUGUGUCCCGCAUAAUCCUAGCAGCUCAAAAGCCGUCCACACAUAAAGCAUAUGCUUACAAAUGGACCACCUUUAAAUCAUUUGCUGAAAGUACAGGCCGAGCCCCCUCUGUGGCCUCCAUCCCAUUGAUAUUAGAUUUCCUUUCUCACCUAGCCUCUAAAGGCUUCUCCUUUUCUUCAGUUAAAUGUUACACAUCUGCCCUGUCUUCCCUUAGACGGAAGAAAGACUUGCCGUCCCUUUUUCAGGAUAACCUUGUUCAAUUGUUCCUCAAAGGCUACAAAAACCUAUACCCUCCAGUUUCCCCCCCUGCCCCUUCAUGGAGCUUAGAACUAGUUUUAUCCCAGUUAUCUAAACCACCCUUUGAACCUAUGUCUUCCGCUCUAAUAUCCCAUUUGUCAUGGAAGACUGCUUUCCUAGUGGCUGUUACAUCAGCAAGGAGGGCAAGUGAGCUCUCUGCCCUCCGAGCUGACCCUCCUUAUGUUCGUUUUCAUGAGGACAAAGUA